This is a messenger RNA of Propithecus coquereli (Coquerel's sifaka), 1950 nucleotides long. It is a transcript of the gene TMEM86B, whose product is annotated as transmembrane protein 86B. The coding region runs from base 960 to 1640 and encodes 226 amino acids. The record is from RefSeq and is a predicted model, not a curated record. Lineage: Eukaryota; Metazoa; Chordata; Mammalia; Primates; Indriidae. The transcript has 3 exons. Gene Ontology annotation, cellular component: membrane.
AUGUCCUGCCAGAGGGAGUCCCGUGGCAGCAGAGGCCCCAGGCUGGGCCAGGUGCUGGCUGCGGAGGGUUCCUGCCAGGCGUAUGUCUCACCUGCCGGCAGGCCCGCUGGGGGAGGAUUGCUUUGCAGCUCCCUGAGCCGGUCCCCUGGGGGGAAGCAAGGAGCUGCCUCAUGGGUGAUGAGGGCACCCAGCAGCCCACUCCCUGCACCAGCAGCCAGGCCUGAGGGUGAGGCUGGACACCUGCACGCAGUAGGGCCACAUCUUCAGACAGGAGGGUUGAAGUAAAGACCAGGUGGGCAGUGCAGGUGAGUGUUGCAGGUAAGUGGUGUUCUGGGAAACCUUCAUCUUGGUUACCCUGGGGCACAAUGACAGUCAUUACCAUGGGUCACAGUUGGUUUGGGAGCCACUGCAGGUUGCCUGAGGCUCAGCUGGCAAGAACAGCGAAAGCUCUCAGCACUCACAUGUCCGUCCUUGUCCACUGAGUCAGUGUUCUGGUGGAGGUCACUGAUAGCCCAGAGGGUUCUUGAGGGGGUGGAGGGAAGGUUGAAGCAGGGAGGGAGACCCCCUUCCCAUCCCUCCAGUGUGGUCCUGCUGGCCAGCUCCCUCCCUGGCUUCCCCAGAAGGGGCGGCCUUUGGAAUUCUGCACCCUGUCCCUUCCAGAUGGGCUGGGCACAGGACGACGGGAGGUCAUUUGUGGGCCUCAUCCCUAGGCAGACAGGAGGAAGCCACAUCCCAGUGUGCUGGGGCAGAGGGACCCCUGGGUCCUGACAGGUGCCUAAUCAGUGGGUGCCAGGCGAUGCCAUCCCCAGAGUGGGAGUGACGUUUCCCUGGGCCCUGUUACCGGUUAAAGAGUCCUCAGCACGUUCCUCAGGUUAACGUGUAACCACAAGCUCUCCCCUCCGCCCCCGGAAGCCAGCAGCUCCCAGACAGAGGCUGCUCUGGGGCCGCCACAGGCCAACAUGGACGCUGGCAAGGAGGGGCUGCCCCUGAGGGUCCACUGCUUAGUCCAACCCCUGAACAUCUGCAGGUGGCUGAGCCCCUUCUUCCUCACCUGCUCCAUCUACUUCCUGCUCUGGAUUCCCGAGGACCAGCCGUCCUGGGUCAGCGCCCUGGUCAAGUGCCUGCCCGUCCUCUGCCUGGCCGCGUUCCUGUGGGCUGUGCCUUCGGGCGGGGACUACGUCUGGCUCCUCCAGGCAGCCCUUGUGUGCUCGGCCGUGGGGGACGCCUGCCUAAUCUGGCCUGGGGCCUUCCUCCCUGGCGUGGCUGCCUUCGCCUUGGCCCACGUCCUCUACUCCUGGGCCUUUGGCUUCUCGCCCCUGCGGCCAGGAUUGCUGCUGCUCAUCAUCCUGGCCGCCGUCCUAUGGCACAGCUUCCUGCAGCCGCACCUCGAGCCUGGCAUGGUCCUGCCCAUGGCGGCCUACCAGCUGGUCCUGAGCGUCAUGCUGUGGCGGGGCCUGGCCCGGGGCGGGACUGCCGGCUGGGGUGCCCUGCUCUUUGCUGUCUCUGACGCCGUGCUGGCCUGGGACACCUUCGCCCAGCCCGUGCCCCACGCCCGCCUGGUGACCAUGAGCACCUACUAUGCCGCCCAGCUCCAUAUCACGCUGUCAGCCCUUGGGAGCCCGGGGCCCAAGACCGACUGACUCGGGAGCCAGCCGGGCUGGCGUCCAUGCCCCGCCCUCCUGCAAGGACCCCCACGCCGACCCCGCCUGAGAAAUGCCCUCGCCCGGGAAGCUUCCUGACUCCACUGGGCCAUCUCAAGAUGUUUGGGGACCAUUUGUGGAAUUCAAAGUCUGCUGCCAGGUUCUGGCCACCCUCCCUCAGUUCUGACUCCAGAUUCUGGGCUCUGCAGCCAGACCCACCCUGGGCCCUCCCCAGCUCCUGCCUGCUGCUGUGUUCCCUGUCGGCCCCCAUGGUCGGUCAGCCAGCCCCUCCCCGCUGCUGUCAGUCUGC